GAUUUAAGUUGCAAGUGUACGGCAGUAGAGGUGCAGCACUUCUUCAUCCAUGACCCCGAACCCCUGGUGUAGGUAGGACCUUCUCCUUUUUCAGCAACAGGCCACGUUUUAAGUUCGAAAAUGUCAGAGGUGGCCGAAGGAGCCAUGACUUUGGAAGAAGAGCAGGAAAUGGAUGACAAAGUUGUCAGUCCAGAGAAAGCAGAAGAAGCCAAGAUAAAGGUCAUGCAUCCCAAUCUUGGAGCCAGACCGGGAGGUUCAGAUUUUCUGAGAAAACGACUUCAGAAAGGGCUAAAGUAUUUUGAUUCUGGCGAUUACAACAUGGCCAAGGCCAAAAUGAAGAAUAAACACUUGCCAUCAGCCCCAACAGAGAAGGAUGAGAUCACAGGUGGUCACAUCCCGACACCUCAGGACCUGCCUCAGAGAAAGACCUCUAUUGCAACAAGCAAACUGGCUGAGCGAUGAGUCUUUUUGUAGCUUUAUUACCGUUCUAACCACUCAGUCAAAGCCACUUGCCUUCAACAUUUCCAUUGUUUUUACCCCAGAAUGCAUCCUUUUUGAAAAAGUUCCGAACCACACACACACAAAAGAGAGAAAUGGGCACCUCGGGCACCAAAUUUAGACUUUUCAUCCAGCACACGAGUUCAAAAAUGUUUUUCAAGCUCAUACAAUGUAAACUGAUUUAAAUGCUUGCUUGCACUUGAAACGGGGAUGGAAUGUGUGCUGCCUUAUUUUGGCAUAGUGUUUUGAUCAUUAAAAUACUAAUAGUAGUAAAAAUAUAUACCUCUUGUUGAAUAUAAGUGCAGUUGUCCUCACUUUUGCUUAUAGAGUAGUAGAAUGGUGACACAAUACUUAAUAUAGGUAACAUAUAAUCUACAUUCAGGUUGCUCAGUUUAAUCUUUUCAGAAAUGAUGCUCACAUCUGUUGGAAAAAUGUUAGUUCAAAAGUCCUUGAAUUUUUCUGGCAAGCCCACUUAAAAUGUCCAUCUUCCAAAGUACUUACGAUCUGAUAGUUGAUAGAAUUUUAAUGGCUUUCAAUGACGGUGGUUUCCAUCUCAUCCUGACUUCUGCUCCAAAUGGCCUUAAUUGACGUGAACUACUGUUUUUCAGCAAUAUUUGCUAUCAGUAGACUUGUGUAUCUUGCCACUGUUGGACAUGAAUUGUUCAAGAUUUUAAUGGAAGGAAACCUCCUGUAUGUGUCUGGGGUGUGCAUGUGCAGCCAUCACAGUGCCAUUUGUUUUGUAAAUAAAAUAGUUUUGCAUUA
Molecule: messenger RNA, 1260 nt
Organism: Nerophis lumbriciformis (worm pipefish)
Lineage: Eukaryota; Metazoa; Chordata; Actinopteri; Syngnathiformes; Syngnathidae
Product: cAMP-regulated phosphoprotein 19-like
Cellular component (GO): cytoplasm
Molecular function (GO): protein phosphatase inhibitor activity
Source: RefSeq, a predicted model, not a curated record